Zootoca vivipara (common lizard) is the source of this 13497-nucleotide messenger RNA. It is a transcript of the gene GPRIN3, whose product is annotated as GPRIN family member 3. Gene Ontology annotation, cellular component: plasma membrane. Lineage: Eukaryota; Metazoa; Chordata; Lepidosauria; Squamata; Lacertidae. Gene Ontology annotation, biological process: neuron projection development. The record is from RefSeq and is a predicted model, not a curated record.
GCCACCUUGGAGGAGCGGCUGCUCCGAAGGCGGUUGCGGGCGGGCACAACCUCUGCGGGAGCCGCCGGCAGCGGAAGCAGCCGCCUCCCCGUCCGCCUGGCCAAGGCUAGAAACGCCCCCCAGGAGGCACCUGCGCCGCCCUCGGCAACAGCGCCAAAUGCGCGCCGGGAGGAGCCGGAGCCGGAGCCAUCCAAGCAGCCGCGGCGUUCCCGGCUUUGCCUCCGCUUUCGACUUGUGGCUCCGUCUCCCCACGGUGGGUUUUCCCUCAAAAUCCGAGCCUUCGUAGACGAGACUUUCCGGGUUUCGCCCGCGGGGAGAUCCAUCCUGGCCGCUUGGGCGCCUAGAUCCCGACCUGAAGGGCUCUUUCUGUCUGCGUUUUUACGCGCCAGGCUGCGAGCGGGGAAAGGUGCUUGGUUGCUGCUCCGAUGAGGAAUUUCUCUGCAAGGUCAUCUCUCCUGGCUGCCGGUGCUGCGGCGGCCGCUGCUGCUUCCUCCUGGCUGCGGAAGACCAGCUGCGAGGAAGAGUCGCCUGUGGCCGCACCUCUCUCCGCCUAGGCCCUUCUCAGCAAGAAGCUGGGCGAAGCUGACGGGAGCCUUGCAACGCAUUGCGUUCCCAUGGGGACUGUACCAGAUCCUCUGAGGUCUGCCAAGCGUCCGCUGGUCACCACUUCCGAGGAGGAAAAUGACCUGAAAAGGUUGCAGUCCUCUAAACACCAGCACAAGCAAGCGAGCAUAGAGAGCAACAGUAAUGGAUUUCCUUUCAAUGCCAAGGUGCAACCUGCUGGAGAUCGCCUGCUUGAAGGGAACUGCGGGGCGGAAGCUGAUGCUGCAGCGGGCGAACGGCAUUGUGGGUAUGACACUGGGAAACCAAGAAUGUUUUCUCCUGGGUCCUCCAGCCCAUCCAAAGAAGACUGCCUAGCAGUUCUGGAGCCGGGGAAUAACUCUGAGCAGGAAAGCAGCAGUGAUGCCGGAGCUCAAGGCCAGGACCCAGCAAAAGAACAUGCUGCAGUCAAGGCACCUGCUACCCAGGAAGCCAAAGAAAUUGUGCCAAGUGGUGCUGGAGGGCAACUUUGCUGUGCAGCAGAUAAGGCAAGCUCUCUGCCUGGAGGUGGUGGCAGAGUCACAGAGAGCAGAGCUCAUGGCAGGUCUCCUCCUCCUUCAGAUGCCCAGCAAGCUGCUCCAACCACAAAGGAAAUUGUGGGUGAAAGGAUUGGUCCCGAAGUGACGCAGGUGCCAGACUCAGCAAAGGAACUGGAGCCUGUCUCUGAUCUUGUGCUGAAGGCCCACAGUUGUUCAGAUGCAGAGCCAAAGGGCUCAAAGGAGGCAGGCUCUGAUCCUGGCUCAAGAACUGCACCAGAGAUGGUCCCCAAACCCAGCCUUGGGAGCACACCACAGCCUUCGUGUGGUGACAAGGCUGCGGAGAAGGUAGGGCCUGAGCCCUCCGAGUUCAAGGACACAGGGACCAUGAUGGUGCAACCUGAGGGUAGGGUUGCAGGUGAGGAGGUGGCAAGCAGGACCCAUCAGGAUGCCGGAGUGCAGGCUGUAGCCACCAUGGAAAGCAGAUCAGCGUCUACCAGCCCAAGCAUCUUUGCUGCAUUCUUACGGGAAAACAUGCCUCCCCAGGCAACACGGAAGCAAGACCAGUUGCACAUUAUUUACACGGUAGCCGGCGGGAAGGAGCAAUCGGAAAUUGUUGACGACUUUGCGGCGCUUGUCCAGACAGCCGUGUCUGCUGCCACUGUGACCGAAGCCCAUAUCCAGGCAGCAGCUGCAGUAGACGGGGGGUUGGCAGUUCAGGCUGUCAAACUUCAAGAGAGCACAGCAGGCACUCAUGAUACAGCCCACUCGACUUUGUCAGGCAACGCGACGUAUCCCUGCCCACCAGCCUCUGGCAGUGUGCAAGAAACGUCGUCCAAGGUGACAGAAGCACAAACAGCAAAUGCAGCCAGCCAUCGCAGCGAUGCUUGUCAGCAGCCGCCGGACACUUCAGUCUUGCUGAAGACAGCACCGAUUUACCAGAUUACUGUCAAUGGCAGCGCUUCCCCACACCCUGCGAGCAGCGAAACCAAGCUACCUCCACCUUCUGCUCUCCCAGGAAUCAAUAGCAAACCUCAGCACCUUGGACCCUCCUCUGCUGCGGAAAGCCAACAGGCACCACCAGCCUCUUGCGGCAUAUCUGAACAAGACAAGGCUCACGGUACCGCUGGGGGCACUCCCGAUAGCGGUUGCAGAGAGCAGCUGCGUACUGAGACGGUUAGGAGUCUUGAGACGGUUCCGGCCAGCCUCCAUGUGGACGUCAAACCAAAGGGGGAAGGGAAACCCGUCCCUCUCAGCCCGAAGGAACAGGGGACGACUAAUGCUGCAGGAGCAGCUACUGCGCCCCCGACCGUGUGUGCCCCAGCCACGGCAAAAAUUGCACAGGAUAAACUUCCAGGCAAAGAGGCAGGGGGAUUUGGCAGUCGGAAUCUGGAAGCUGAGUCUGGGUUGAGUAGAAAUUCUGGCCCUGGCCUAGGAACCAAAAGCAACAGAACUAAGAAGGGAGAGAAGGGCAAUCUUUCAGCCUCUCCUGCUUUGCCCUUGCCAAAGCUCGGGGAGAAGAAGAAAGAAGGCAAAUCUGCCACGGAGGGCAGAGGGCACCUGAAGCAGUCUAAGCGUGUCCGGGAUGUCGUGUGGGAUGAGCAGGGCAUGACUUGGGAGGUUUACGGGGCCUCCCUUGACCCUGAGUCGUUGGGGGUCGCCAUCCAGAAUCACUUGCAGAGGCAGAUUAGAGAACACGAAAAACUGAUUAAGGCCCAAAACAGCCAGACCCGGAAAUCUGUUUCUUCGGAUACGUCUUCAAAUAGAAAACUUAAAGGGAGGCAGCACAGUGUUUUCCAAUCCAUGAUGCAGAAUUUCAGGCGCCCCAAUUGCUGCGUUCGCCCUGCUGCUUCCUCUGUGUUAGACUGAAACAGUCGGGAAGGUGACGAGUGUCCGUUUGUAGCCAUUUGUUUCUGUGUGUGCACAGAAAUCUGUAGAAAAUAAGCCCAGGAGCUUGGCUUUGAUGCUUGAGAUUCUGAUAUAAUGAUUUGGGGGGGGGGGCAGAGUAACGGCUGUGUAUUGUAUGCCCAGUAAGUCAUCACAUCUGAGCUGUCUUGUUUUCUGCAAACAACACAUGCAGCUUUUACGUUUACUUAGAAGCCACUCCGGUCUAUUGCCAAACGACAACAUAAGCACUUAAAAACGAAGCACAAUGUGAGAUUGCCAAUUUACUGCACCAACGCGAGGCAGCUUUUUGCAGACGGAAGAGAGGGGAGGCAUCAAAACCCUUUGCAAACGCCUUUCACAUACGACUAGGUCUUAACAAUGUCAAUAAUGAAAACUUCAACAACUGUGUGUUAAUGUAGCAAAUAUUCCCAAGUACCUGGAUCAGGUUGCGUUGGUGCUGAGAGUCAAAUGAACUGGCUUUCUUAAAAUGAUAGACACUUUGAGAGCUCUUUGAGGAGGAGGUAAAAAGAUAUCAGCUUGCAAUUAGGGUGGUAUUCCAAGUACGCCUGCACCCCUUUUGCCUCACACGCUAAGGAGCCCUGAGGGAUCCUGUACCAAUCACAUGCCAGCCUUUGCCAACCUGGGGCCAUCCAGAUGUUUUGUACUACCGUGUUUCUCAUAUUAUAAGACAUGUCUUAUAUUUAUUUUUUCCUCAAAAAAACACACUAUGGCUUAUUUUCAAGGGAUGUCUUAUUUUUUUCCUCCUCCUCCUGCCGCAGCCGGCAUUGCUGCUGCGCCUAUCACUAUGUCUUAUUUUCGGGGUAUGGCUUAUAUUCCUUGAAUGCUUAAAAAUCCUGCUAUGGCUUAUUUUAUGGGUAUGUCUUAAAAUAUGAGAAACAGGGUACAUCUUCCAUCAGCCCCAGCUGUGCUGAUGGGAGUUGUAGUCCAAAAUACCUUGAGGGUAAGCCAGCUGGAGAAGGUUACUGUCAUCUGUACAUAUACAGUUACAGUGUGACGAAACGCCUGCUGGUGGCGUUCUUCUUGAAGGCUCUGGAAACCUCUGGCACCCCAGACGCAAUAAAGGUCCUUCAGACUGGAGUGUAAGGGCCUUCAGAAAGACUCGAGAAAUUUCAACGGGUGCGAGAAUUUCUGUUAAGUGUGAGAUUUUGACUGUUAUUUGGUCCUUAAUAGGUCUCUUCCUGUCCCCUGCAACCCCCUGGUUGCAAUUUGGUAUUCUGCAAUGUUUUAUCUUAGAGGUGAUACUUCCAUGUCAUAUAGAAGUGGAGAAAUGGUUUGGAUUUUCAGCAGCAACAUAGAGAGGGCACGAAAGAUUAGUGUGCAGCCUUGUUAGAAAUAUAUAUAUAUUAGUUUUCCACUAUACCCCCAAAAUAGCCAAUUUAUAACAAUAACAAUUAAUUCCCAAAUGAUACAAUUAUCAAAAUGCCAAUCAACUUCCAAAUAAUACAUUUUAGUUAAAGUGGCUCCCCAUAUGGUGGUCUGGGUGCAUUUCUGAUUUUAUAACCCUGCGUUCCAUGAUCUUAAUUUAUGUCAGUUACAUUUCAGUUAUAAUACCGUAAUAAUCCCUUAGUCAAUGGCUAUAUAAUUAAUGAUCUCCAUUUGUGAUGUUAUAAGAUAUAAAUUUAUAAAGCUUCAAGUGAGGAACUCAAACUAUUAUCUUUAUUCUGACCUGCGUGUGAAAACUGUUAGGUCCAUAGAGAUUCUUGCUGUCCAUAUAUGACGUUGUCUCUUUCACUUCCCAACUGUUGUUUUCUCCCAUUGCGACUUUGGGCAGAACUGAAUCUCGAAGUUUCUCAGAGGUCUCAUCUCUCUCCAUCCCUUGCUUCAAUGUCUUGGAACAGGCGACAGUUUGCUAGAAACCAUUCCGUCUCACUAGUAAAACAUGUCACAGAUCUUCGCCAUUUCCCCCUCAGCCUAGGAAAAGGUGGGCAGUUUUCAAAUGCACUGAAUGUUUAAUACUCCUUUCCAACUCCCCAAAUCUCUGCAGCGUUCUUAUCACAGCCCCCAGAUUCUUUUCCUUUCAGCUAGAGAUUUAUGGUGCAAUUCAUGGUGCCAGGAGCGUCUGCUCGCUGCCAUGCUAGAUUGAAGCUAUGCCUCUUGGUCCUGAAUGCUAGCAACCGACAGGACAAUGGGAUAGGUUUCUCAGACAUUGUGUUUCCCUGCAGAUUUUCCCCAAGAAACCUGUUUGGGAGGGUGAAAUAACUGCUAGCUCUUUACUCUGUCUUGUUAACAUGGAGAACCAGUGUGGCGUAAUGGUUAGGGUGUUAGACCAGGACCUGGGAGAGCCCGGUUCGAAGCCCCACUCGGCCAUGAAGCUCACUGGGUGACCUUGGGUCACUCACCAUCUCUUAGCCUAACCUACCUCACAGGGCUGUUGUGAGGAUGAAAUGGGGAGGAGGAGAACCACGUACACCACCUUGAGGAUAAAGGUGGUAUAUAACUGUUAUAAUUUCUAGCUCAGAGGCAAAUGUGAGUGCCUCUUUAUUUCAGAGCAGGUGGGAAGAGCCCAUGAAGAGGCUUCAGCGUGGAUGAUAUCAUUGUGGGGGAAAUCUGCAUUGCUAGCUCCUCCUGAAUGAUCUCAGAGCAACGCAGGAAGGAUAUGCAUUUUAGAGGCUUCCCAUGCUGUUAAGAUACCAUUCGUUCCAUCAGCUUCACUCAGUAAGGCUUAAACAAGUUUUCAUCCCAUAUAGGCUUCCCAGUUCUGAGAACCACUGCACUCUUACUGAACUUAACUAUUAAAAAAAGAAAGAAAGAAAAUCAAUUCCAAAUUAUUCCCCUCUCUGCAAAUUGGCGGUGGCCGCUCAGCCAGAAGAGCUUAGUAGAUUGUUAAUUGAUUUUUGUCACUCCAGUUGUGUAACUGGUGCUUUAUAGAUCUGGGGGCUAGAUUAAGAAAGAAAAUCUGGGGGAAGGGAAAUCACAGCAUCCAGAUAAUUGCCCAACCUUUGCGGGCUUUCCAUGUCAAAAAAGCAAAAGCCACAAGCCUAGCGAGCUGAAAGUGGAAAGGUCUGUGGUAUAUCUGUUCCCUUGCUUGAGGUUGGAUGGGUAAAAAGGCUUAGGCAUCCCAACAGAAUCUGCUUGAGCAGAGUAGGAUGGAUUCCCAGGAGUGAAAUUCAAAUUUUGCAGUCAUAUACAUGUUUAUUCCAGAUAAAUUUCAGGGCGGAACCACCAAUUGCACAAAAUAAAAGUAGUCUCCUACCAAAAGUGGAACCCCUAUGUUAAAUAUUCCCCUUCCCCCUCCACAGUGUGCAGUAAAACAUGUGGCCUAUUUCUGAUGCCACUGUUUUGUGCAUUUUCCGUCUUUCCGUAACUGGUUGUUGAGAUUGCAGGCAUGCAUGACAUGAUGACAUCAAGCUGCAAGGGGAGUUUUAUUGCACGUUUUGGCAGCAACCCUGGGUUCCUUAUGACAUGUAGUUCCACUGUCCCAUUCGAAGAUUUGCCUUCACACUAGAGUUUACUUAAGAUGUCAGCUUCAACAUCAACAUAUUCCAGUACUGACCAUCCGAUUCAAAUCUCCCAUGCCCGCCACUCUGUCCUUUGUUCAUAGUCAGAAAACAGGCCCAAUAACUAGCACAGUUGGAGUAUGUGGUGUUCAAAAAGAAAAUACUUGCACUUUUCCCCAUCAGAGAAACUAAAAAAUAAAACCACAAUGCCAUACUGGGAUAAUAGAAAUUCAUGUGGAAUCCAGUAAAACAGAGGCUUACUUUUAAAAGUUUCCUAAGAACCUAAAUCCUUGGAUUUGAAUUAGCUGAGUCCCAGAAAAAUUCAGAGAGACUAAGCUGGCAUAAAUCCAAAUUUCCCUGCCUAGGAUUUCAUGACUUCGCUGGUAGGUCGUUCCCAUUGCCUAAUACAGGCAUUCCCAAACUUCGGCCCUCCAGAUGUUUUGGACUACAAUUCCCUUCAUCCCUGACCACUGGUCCUGUUAGCUAGGGAUCAUGGGAGUUGUAGGCCAAAACAUCUGGAGGGCCGCAGUUUGGGGAUGCCUGGCCUAAUAGGUGUCUUUAAGACUACACUAGUCAAUCCUUUGUGGGAUGCAGCUAUGAGAGAAAUCACAAUGAAGACCAUAGACCACAAUCCUGGCAAGAUUAAGCACUUGUAUAUCUCACUAAUUUCAACAGGAAAUUAAGCAAGUGGCCUGGUUCAUGUUGCAACAAACCAUGGUUUAGAGUUGGGAGUGAUUAACCUGCAAUCCUCCAGAUAUUGGACUACAGCUUCUAUGAUCCCUGACCAUGGGAUAGGGACGUUGGGAUUUGCUUUUUUACCCUUCAAAAAGCAAAUACCUCCCACUUUGUUCUUCCCUAAGCAGGACUUCAGGAAGCCUGAAGUUUGGCUUCCUGAGAUAAGCAAAUGCAGGAUGUGGUUCACAUUCACAGAUCACAGCAAGCCUUCAUAGUUUGUUUUCAUUCACACUAAAGUGAGGAGCCAAGUACGAGCAAUGUGCUCAUUCACAGUAUAGCACAAACCAUGGUUUACUGUGACAUGCAAACAAGGCCUGCACAGAACUCUUUUGAAAUACGCCUCCACAUGCUUAACUUUGUCUGAAAUGUAUUCCACAGUUGUUGUUGUUGUUUUGAAAGGCAUGAAAUCAUUUAGUUCCCUUAUUGCCAUGUAUUGUGCAAAACCAUGUUUCCUUCUGUUUUGUUUUUGUAAGGGGGAAAAAUGUUCAAAAGCUCUGUUUUACGUAUUGGCUUGAAGCUAUCGGCACUGGUGUUUUUUGGAAUGUACUUAGAUGUACAUCUUACUGAGCCUUGCUUCAUUGUUUCUCUGGCGGCAAAACAGGCUGUUCUGGUGGGCAUGCAACGCACAUAAUAAUGAGAGGAGAUAACUUACUGUAAGGAGCACCAGUUCAGCAAAUCCUUCCUUGAAAAGUUGUCCUUAAAAGAGAACACUCUUAAAAGAAUUAAUUCGGUUGCAUUUUACAAAAAGAAAAGAAAAAACAGCAACAGCUUUUUCACCAUUGUGUUUUACACAGAUAUUAUCAGCAUAUUUUUUAGAAAAAAUUGCACGGUCUAGUUUUUUACUUUACCCAUUGUGCUUCCUUAGGGCUCAUAUCCAUCUGUAAUUAGGUGCCUGUAGAAAGGGCUGCGAACAAAAUUAGCAGCUAAGGGAACGAGGUAUUGUGUGGAGCAGGGUUUCCCAAAUGUGGGUCUCCAGCUGUUUUUGGACUAUAGUUCCCACCAUCCCUGACCACUGGUCCUGCUAGCUAGGGACGAUGGGAUUUGUAGUUUGUUUAUUUAUUUUUUAUUUAUAUUUCUUAAUGCUUUAUUGGUUUUCAAAACGAAACAACAAUCAACAAUCAACAAAAGGCAAACCAAGAUCAACACUCAUUACAAAAGAAAAUAAACAAUUGAAUUCACAUGUCACGAAUUCCAACACGACUUCCAAUCCCCCCAUUGUGAUUUCUAAUUUACAUUACGACUGCACACUUAACUUUAUCUCUCCUAGGUUAUUCGGUUGUGUUAAUUUUGUAAAGUUCUCUUAUUUCAUGCAGAAAUCAAUCCAGGCCGGCCAAAGAACUUAGAUUAUUACAAUGUUCUUUUAAGUAUUCUCUGUAAACAUUGCACUCUCUAUUAAAUAUUUGAUCUGUAUGGUCUCAGAAUAUUGCUGUCAAUCUUGCUAGCUCUGCAUACUCUAACAUUUUAUUCUGCCAAUCUAAUUUUGAGGGUGUAGAAUCUCCUUUGCAGUUCAACAGCAGCUGGAGACCCAAGUUUGGGAAACCCUAGUUCUGAGAAAAGGAGACUUGAGGCACAAUCCUUCCACCAGCAGGCAGAGCUCCUUCCCACUCUGCCCCCAAAUGGGAUCAGCAUAGGGCUUAGUGCAGUCCUGAUCAUCCCUAUAGAAUCAUAGUUAGAAGGCACCUUGAAUGACCUUGGGGGCCAAUCUGUAAUGGGGAGCCGACAUGGUGCCCUCCAGAUAUUUUUGGACUCCUCAGGGGUUGGCCAUGCUGCCUGGGGCCGAUGAACAUUGAAGUCCACAACAGCUGAAGAGCACCACAUUGGCUACCCCUGAUCAAAAUGCCCCCCUACAGCAGGCUUUCCCAAACCUUGGGUCUGCACCUAUUUUGGGACUACAUCUCCCAUCAUCCCUAGCUAGCAAGACCAGUGGUCAGGGGUGAUGGGAACUGCAGUCCAAAAACAGCUGGAGAUCCAAGUUUAGGAAACCCUGCUCUGACAGAACCAAGGUUCCACUGUAAAUCUUGUGAAAUAAAUCUAAAAAUUCUUUUUUUUUUAAUUAUUGGAAAAUCCAUUUUUUAAACUUUUUGAUUUCCACAUACCACAAAGCUGGGUCUUUUGUUUUGUUUUUUACAAUGCAAUCCUAGAUGUAUCUGCUCAGAAGCUAAUCCCAUGGGGUCCAAACAGGCUUACUGCUGGGCAGGUGAGUGUGGAGUUGCUGCUUAAAUGACUGAGUUGUUUUUGAAAAAAUUGCCCUAAAAUACCUGCCUGGGCUUAUUUCUGCUUUCUGCAAAGUCCAUCCUACCUAGCACUAAUCUUCUCAUCAUUUACAAAGCAUUCUUUAUAGGAUGAAGGAUGCAAUUCCUAUUAAUAGGAAUUACUUCCUUAUGGAGAGAGAAAGGCAGGCUGGGGGCAAGUAUAUAUGAUACUGUGCAGGUGGUAAAUAGAACAUGCUGAUAAGACUUUCAUGGCAAGUAUUUUACAAAAUAUGGGAUGUUUCCAGUGUGUAAAUCUUCCUUUUGCAUAGCUGAACAACAUAUUUCUGGAUGGAGCACCAAAAUCAAAUGGAUUAGAAAUUUAGGUUCAUUAAAUCUUCAUCAUAAUUGCCAUGCUGCCAUUUCAGCUUUUUAUUCCAUGCAUUGCAAUUCUGUGACAGAUGCUUUUCAUGUUCUCCAGUACCAACAGUAAAUUAUUAUUAUUAUUAUUAUUAUCAUUAUCAUCAUCAUCAUCAAAAUAUGUAGAGACAAAUUGCCUCCUAGCUAUCAACAGCAGUUUAUUCAGUGUUCAUACUGACACCCUAAUCUUAAAAAACAAUUGCAUACUUGGCCAUUGACACUAUAAUACAGUAUCGAUGUAAAUUGUCUGUGUUUUUUAAAAAAUUGGAUUGGUGCUGGUGAAAAUUGUGCUAGAGACAGACAGAUGUAAACUAGCAUUAACCAAACAAUGCAAAUCCCAGGCAAUGCCCCAACCUUUCCCUAUGUUCGCUGUGCACUUAAUUAAAUGAACAUUAAUUGAUGUGGCCUUCAGUACUUUAACUAUUGAUUUGCUAAAGAAGCAGAGUUUAGGAAGAGAUCACAAGGAGAUAUUAAGACCCUUCAGCAUUUCUUUUAAGUAUAGUCCGAUAGAUGAUAGUGGCAGAUAACAGGCAAUGUGCACCAGAUCAGGUUCUCAGACUUUGGCUGCUAAAUUUACAUUUUACAUGAAAUGAGCGCAUAGGUACAUGAAAUCCAUUAGCUCUAGGCCAGGCAUGGGCAAACUUGGCCCUCCAGCUGUUUUGGGACUACAACUCCCAUCAUCCCUAGCUAACAGGACCAGUGGUCAGGGAUGAUGGGAAUUGUAGUCCCAAAACAGACGGAGGGCCAAGUUUGGCCAUGCCUGCUCUAGGCAAUGCCCUUAAGACCUGGCCUCAACCUUGUGUUUCCUGUUACUGUUUUUCCUUCCAGGUUUCAGCCUCAACCAAUUUUAAGUAAGGGCCCUGGAUUGAUCUGUCUAGCUGUCAGUCACUGGAACAAACUCUUAAAUAACAAAGAGUUAUUCUCCCAUAUUUCACCUUUUGAUUCACUCGCAGCUGUUAUUUGAAGUGCCAUAUUUGAGGGAUGGGGAGUGUUGUUGUUUUGUAUAUGCCUGUGAAAGAGGUCUGUAAUAUUAAUUUUCCUGCCUCCCUUAUCAUCGUCCAAAAUGUGAAUGUUGGGUUUGUUAUUUGAACGGUAGUAUCCCAUGACUGGUAUUGUUCGGUAAGAGUCAUUGAUGUUUGGGGAUCUCUUGCCAUCUUUCGUCUCUCAGCUGGGCACCAAAGUGUGUUUUCCCUCUUGGCGUACUGCUGCCUUGUUUGUGGCUGUCUCACAUUCAGAUGAUCUAAAGUUUCUUGAUGUUUAUUCUCGUGCCUUCAAAUCCGUUGUCCCCCCCAAAAAAAAUUGUUCUCGCGGAUUGUGAAAGUGAUGUCCGUUAAGGAACCUUCUGUCAUUUUCUUCCAUGUUUUUCUCUCUUUAUGGUAAACUCUGGGUCCGGACUCUUCUGACAAGAUUUUCUUGAGUUGAUUUUUUUUUUUCAAACAAAACUGUGACUGGACUAUUCUUAAUGUGUCGGGAGAACUGAGGGAAUAAGCAAAUACCUGUAUUUAAACGAACUUGACUCUCAUGAGGAAAAAUCGGGAUGCAGCUUCCUCCCCUCUUCAUUUACAGCAAACGUUCUUACUGGCCUUUCAAUAGCGGAGGAAGUCAGUCCUAAAUGUGGUCAAAAACAAUGGAAGUUUUCUGCUCCAUGACAAAACUGUGAGAUCUGUCUUCACGCUCUGCAGCAGCUUAUCAGCUGAAGAAUUCAACCCACCUCACCUUCCAGCUGAAAAAACGCCUCUAAUUAUAGUGUUUCCAAUACAAAUAUAUAUGUAUGUAUGUAUAUAGCUAGCUAGAUAUUUUGAAAACUGAGAAUAAUUGGCUUCCAGGGGACUUGAGUGCACAUGAGCAGGGAGAGUAAGUUGUAGAAUACAGCUUUGGUACACUGCUUUAAAAUAAAUGGAACAAUUGUGGAAACGUGAGGGGGAAUUAGGACUGUUAGCGAAUACAAUACAAUGGGCACAGAGGCCUGCUAAAAUGCAUUUGCAGUCAAGCAAUAGUGUGUCCUCUGUUCUCCCUUUCUUUUCCCUCCCCCCUCAAAAUAAUAAAAAAGGACCACAACACCAGCACAUCCCAUGGUAUAAAGUAUUUAUUUUAAAGACUUGGCUCUAAUAGGACGGAAUGCAAGCAGCAUUAAGUGCCUGAUGUGUGGGUGGGGGUGUUUUAACUGUCAUGGACAAACACGUUUAUAGAGUGAUCCCAAGCAAACAAUCGCGUUCUGCUAAUACAUCCCCAUGUUUGGCCUGGAAGAGAGACGCGAUCUGGCUUAGAAUCACCAAAAUUGCAAGUAUAAAGUGUGCCAAACAACUUGUGGGGGAGGGCGACCCUGAAAUGCAUAAAAUGCUUGUGAUGGCCUGUAGCAACUGAUAAUACUGCAAAGCAUGUUAGAGCUACAGGGAGAUGUUUUAGCAGUAUCUUAUCUCUAAGGCUGUGUUCACAUUCCCUUUCACUGCGAUUGCAGAGCCGCUUUGUCAAAUCUGUGCUCACACAAUGUUGGAACCCAGACACACAUGUAUCCUGAACUUUGUUACGAAAUACUGUUGUUUGAUGCGCCGUUUCUCAAACCAGCUUCACACCCGUUGGGAGUCCUCGAGCGGUUCCUAAUUUGUCUCUAGCCCACCUGGCGUUUUCAGAAACGAAUUGAAGCUGUGCUGAGGUGAGCAGCUGUGGGGAGGAGAGAGAGCUGCGAAACACACAGCGGGGGUACACAACUUCGCUGCGCUCUUAAUGCAGUAAUGUGAACACACCCUUAAUGCGGGGUUGGUUCUGCCAGUGGUGCUUCAUGUGGCAGCAAGAAGGGUAACCAAUCCAGAAGGAUCAUCCAUAAGUGAAAAUGUGCCUCCACUAUCAGAAGCUACCCAGUGCCCAGCAGCGUAGCUACAUAGCUGCCAAGUCUCCCGUAUUCCCUGGGAAACCCCCGUUUUUCCAGCUGUCCCCAGCCGAAAAAACAGAUUUUUUUGUUUUUCCCCGGUUUAUUCUGGCACGGCGGCCAUUUUGGAACUGGGCGGAGCAUGCUCAGAAGCAACUUUUGAUGCUGCUUUGACCAGUUCCAAAAUGGCUGCAGCGUGACUUCUGGUGCGGUGGCCAUUUUGGAACAGGGCAGAGCAGCAUCAAAAGUAGCUUCUGAGCAUGCUCCGCCCAGUUCCAAAAUGGCGGCAGCGCUACAUCCGGUCUGCUACUUCCGGUCCAGUCCCUUAUUUCUCAGGCCGGAACUUGGCAGCUAUGCGUAGCUAGCCGCUCGGGUGCCAGGGGCGCGCACCCUGCAAUCGGGGACAAAGCGAGCCACCCAUGGGGGCAGGGCAAGCUGCCCAUGGGGACGGGGCGAGCCAAGGCAGGGCAUGCUGCAUGGAGCCUUUCUGCAACCCCCCCCCCAACUGUAGGGCGGCUGAGGCGGUGGGCAAAUGCAAGCCCCAAGCUGCUCGAAAAAGCAGCGCAGAGCUUGCAGGCAGUCCACUCACCGCCUCCCCCUCAAGAGAGAUGCAUGGCUCAGGCACACUGCAGGUCCUGAGGUGUGAUGCCCAGUGCCCCCUACCUCACCUACCUACGCCUCUGGAUUAGGUAGAUUCAUGGAGGUGAGGGCUGUCGAAGACUACUAGCCAUAAAGGCUGUGCUCUGCCUGCAAAGUUGGAGGCAGAAAUGCUUCUGGUUUCUGGAAACCACUCAAGGGGAGAGUACUCCUGCAGUGGCAGUAAGAAGGGGCGUGUGGUGGGUGCAGGAGUUAUUUUUUUUCAAAAA